This is a messenger RNA of Thalassophryne amazonica, 3511 nucleotides long. It is a transcript of the gene pomt2, whose product is annotated as protein-O-mannosyltransferase 2. Gene Ontology annotation, biological process: protein O-linked glycosylation via mannose. The record is from RefSeq and is a predicted model, not a curated record. The coding region runs from base 291 to 2561 and encodes 756 amino acids. NCBI's taxonomy places the organism in Eukaryota, Metazoa, Chordata, Actinopteri, Batrachoidiformes, Batrachoididae. Gene Ontology annotation, molecular function: dolichyl-phosphate-mannose-protein mannosyltransferase activity. The transcript has 21 exons. Gene Ontology annotation, cellular component: endoplasmic reticulum; membrane.
UUCUUCUUUUUGGACGAGUGGAUGCUUGGUAAACAUUCAAGAGCCUGCAUAAGUAUUUUAUAGAUUAAAUAAGACAGUUCGGUAGCAUUAUGGCGGAGAGUUUGAGUGAGGGAAUGUUGCGUUAGCUUACAGUGACAGACGUACGUAAAAUCUGUGCUGUUGUUGCUAACCAGCUAACUAUUCUAAAUAGUUAACUACUUUUAUUUAUUUUUUAAAAUCAUGAAUCGCUAAAUAUUCCCAAAUAUUAUCUCUUACCUUCGUGUUCAUUUUGUCACAAAUGCAAUUUCCGAAUGGCAAAAAUGGAAUGUGUUGGACAGUGGAACAAAACAGACAUUACAUCAACUCUAAGAAAAAGGACAAACAUUCCUCAUUCAGAAAAGGAUCAGACUUCAUCCAAACCUUCAGAGAAGGAGAAAAGCAGUCAAGCUGCUUUGUCUUCAAAUGGGACAUCUUCUGAGGGCUUAGGUAGGGGAAACUAUCCUGAUAAUAAAGGCAAAGUGCUGCUGCUGCUGGUGGGGAUUUCUCUCUCCACACGACUCUACAAGAUCAUGGAUCCCCCUCAUGUGUGCUGGGAUGAGACGCACUUUGGAAAGAUGGGAAGCUACUACAUCAACAGGACCUUCUUUUUUGAUGUCCAUCCUCCGCUUGGGAAAAUGCUGAUUGGUCUAGCAGGUUUCAUGACAGGCUAUGAUGGUACAUUUCCUUUCCUAAGCCCUGGAGAUAAAUAUGGGGGUCACAACUACUGGGGCAUGAGGGGUUUCUGUGCCAUUUUGGGUUCUUGUCUCCCCAUAUUUGCCUACAUCAUAGUGCUGGAGUUGUCUCUGUCUUACACUGCUGCUCUAAUCACAGCUGCUCUACUUAUAUUUGAUACUGGCUCCAUCACUAUUUCCCAGUACAUCCUGCUGGACCCCAUUCUCAUGUUCUUCAUCAUGGCAGCUCUGCUCAGCAUGGUCAAGUUCAACCAGCAGGGUGAUAGGCCUUUUUCGGCCCCCUGGUGGCUGUGGCUAGUACUCAUUGGUGUAAACCUUGCUGGUGCUUUAGGAGUGAAGUUUGUGGGGCUCUUUGUCAUCCUGCUGGUGGGACUGAACACAGCCUCUGACCUCUGGAGGUUAAUAGGGGACUUGCGCCUCUCAUUGGUGGACAUCACAAAGCACCUCCUGGCUCGGGUGUUUGGACUCAUCCUGCUCCCGCUGUUUCUCUACUUUACCAUUUUUGCAGUCCACUUUGUUGUGUUGAACAAAAGUGGACCGGGAGAUGGCUUCUUCAGUUCUGCUUUUCAAUCCCGUCUCAUUGGAAACAAACUACAUAACGCGUCUAUGCCUGAGUACCUGGCGUACGGCUCCACUGUCACACUGAAAAAUCUCCGUAUUGCUGGAGGAUACCUGCACUCUCACUUGGACCUGUAUCCAGAUGGAGUCGGUGCAAAGCAGCAGCAGGUGACAGCCUACUUCCAUAAAGACUACAACAACUUGUGGGUUGUCCACCGACAGACUGAUCAUGCUAAUCAGUCAGAAACUCCAGAUUUGAUUCGUCAUGGCGACAUCAUUCGAUUGGAACACAAAGAGACAACCCGCAAUCUUCACAGCCACCUCCAUGAGGCGCCGCUGACCAAAAAGCACUACCAAGUUACAGGUUAUGGCAUUAAUGCCACAGGAGACGCCAAUGACCUGUGGCAGGUGGAGGUAUAUGGGGGGAGGAAGGGCGAUCUUGUGAAGGUGCUACGCAGUAAAGUCCGCUUUCUGCACCAAGCUACUGGCUGUGUGCUUUACUCAUCUGGCAAGACUCUGCCCAAGUGGGGCUGGGAACAGGUGGAGGUGACCUGUAGUCCCUACUUGAAGGAAUCUCCAAACUCGCAGUGGAACAUUGAAGAUCAUAUCAAUUCCAAAUUGCCCAACAUUAGUCUGUCAGUGCUGAAGCCACUUUUUCUGGAGAUCCUGCUGGAGUCCCAUAUUGUUAUGAUCAGAGGUAACAGUGGUUUAAAACCCAAAGGCAAUGAUAUGACCUCAAAACCCUGGCACUGGCCCAUCAACUACCAGGGACUGAGGUUUUCUGGGGUGAAUGAAACAGAGUAUCGAGUUUACCUGCUGGGGAACCCUGUGGUUUGGUGGACCAAUUUAGCAUGUUUGGGAUUGUAUCUCAUCAUGGUGUCCACGGCUUCUGUUACCCUGCAAAGAGGUAUACCGUUGAACCGCAAACGAAGAGAACAUUCCCGCAUGCUGAGGAGUGGAGGCGGGCUGCUGUUUCUUGGCUGGCUGCUUCACUACGCACCGUUCUAUGUUAUGAGUCGGGUUCUGUACUACCACCACUACUUCCCUGCUAUGCUGUUCAACAGCAUGCUGACUGGAAUGACAUUAGACAUUCUGUUGAAAAACACAGACCUGCUACUCCGCCCACCUCAUUCUGAUUGGCUGCGGACUGUUGGGCACGCAGGACUUCUGUUCAGUAUUCUUUACAGUUUCUACCUGUUUCAUCCUCUGACCUACGGAAUGACGGGCCCACUGGCACACGAGCCGGGCAGCACCAUGGCCGGCCUCAAGUGGAUGGACUCAUGGGAAUUUUGAGACUUGAAUGAGUGCGAUAUGAGAGUGUUACAGAUGCUUUCAUCACCAAACUGCCUUAGAUGCAUCACACACUACAAACAUUGCAAUAAUAAGCUAAAGCGAUUGUGGGACGUAUUGAAAAAGAAUUCAGAAAUACUGAAGUGCUGUGUCUCUGUGCUCAUCUAUAUCAUAAGAGCCAAGCGGCGUGUGUGUGUGUGUGCGCGCGCUCCUGUGUAUGGCUUUGAUCACGGCAAAACCGGGGAGAGCUGACAUUUGCCGUUUGGUAUGCUUAUGUAUUUUGGGUCAAGGAUUAACACGAAAACAAAUUUGAUAGGACAAAUAUUUUUGAGAAAUUAGCAUUUUUAACUAAUCAGUAAACAGCAGACGUUGUGCUGCAAUGCACCAUGGGAGUUUGGGGUUUUAAGGUUUUAAAUGUUAUUGUGUUAUUAUUGAUUUAUUGUGUUGUGUGUUGUAGGUCAAUAGGUUUAGCCAGUUUAGGUAAGUGCUGUUGCUGUUACCAUGAGUGACGUAAGUGUCAUGUUGGUACCAUGAGUGAAAUGUGUAGUGCUUUUGAUGUCUUCUGCCACUGUCUCUGUUUGUCAAAAGCACCUGCUUACAGCAGAUUGCAAAAAAGAAACAAAGCUUUGGGUGUGUGCAAUUUGAUCACGUAAAAACUGGGGAGAGCUGACUUUUUCCAUUUGGUAUGUAUUUUGGGUCAAGGGUGAACGUCGAUAGGAUUAAUAUUUAUACAGAAGCUACAUAUUAGCUAACAACAAUGGACAGUGAUUUUCUGGACUCACACGCCAAUCCAGCACGGGGCGGUGAAUCAUUUAUAUAUUAAAAGAAUGAGAGUGUGUGUGUGUGUGCAUGCGUGAUUUUACAUAAGUUCAGUGCAAGUAUACGUAUAAUACAAUUGUAAAUAUAUUAAAAAUACAUGGAUGACACAACAAAAUGAAAACACUUGCCAUUGU